AUGAUGGAAAAAUACGAGAGAUUGGGGAAAAUUGGUGAAGGAUCGUAUGGAGUCGUGUUCAAGUGCAGAAAUCGAGACACGGGACAGAUCGUUGCUAUCAAGAAAUUCUUCGAAACCGAAGAUGAUCCACAAAUCAAAAAGAUCGCACUACGAGAGAUCCGAAUGUUAAAGCAAUUGAAACACCCGAACUUGGUGUGUCUCAUUGAAGUUUUUAAAAGAAAUCGAAAAUUGCAUUUGGUAUUUGAGCACUGUGAUCGAACAGUGCUUCACGAUUUGGAAAAGAAUCCGAAUGGAGUACCUGAGGAUCUCACAAAGAAAGUUCUUUAUCAAUUAUUGUUGGCCGUUCAAUUUUGUCACGCUCACAAUUGUAUUCACCGCGAUGUGAAACCAGAGAACAUUUUGUUGACGAAAAGCGAUGUGGUGAAGCUAGCUGAUUUUGGAUUUGCGAGAAUUAUAAAUACAAACGAGAUGUACACGGAUUACGUGGCAACUAGAUGGUAUCGAAGUCCAGAGUUGCUUGUGGGCGAUACCCAAUACGGUCCGCCAGUUGACAUUUGGGCAAUCGGUUGUGUGUUCGCGGAAAUGAUCACCGGUGAAGCUUUAUGGCCAGGAAGAAGCGAUAUCGAUCAAUUGUAUCUCAUUCGGAAGAGUAUUGGCGAAUUCCUGCCUCGACAUCUCUCCAUUUUCCGUUCCAAUCAAUUUUUCUAUGGCUUAACGAUUCCCGAAGCGGAUGCGGAAGAGCCGUUAACGAUGAAAUUACCAAAUGCUACGAGCACUCAAAUCGAUUUCUUAUUGAAAUGCUUUGAUAUGAAUCCGGAGAAGAGAUGGUCGUGCACUGAAUUGUUGGCUCAUGAUUAUUUAAAGGGCUAUCAAUUGAAAGUGAAAGAAGAGCCGCUAACGCCGACAUCGAAAAAGUCCCCGAUCACUUCAAAUUAUCUCCCAUAUUUGAAUGGAGCUCAAAGCGAUGCAGCUCGUUUCGCGAUGAAAACCCAGCCAGCGCAUCAUCAUUCAAAAGAAAACAAUCAAAAUAACACGAAUAGAAGCUAUCUUCCAACGAUU
Molecule: messenger RNA, 1059 nt
Organism: Mesorhabditis belari
Lineage: Eukaryota; Metazoa; Nematoda; Chromadorea; Rhabditida; Rhabditidae
Source: the annotation of a GenBank genome assembly